AUGUUAGGUAGACUUGGACAAAGAUAUCUCCUCAAAACAUUAAAUAGAAUACCAUAUUCUUAUUAUACAACUAUUACAUUGGCUAAUUAUGAGCAUUUUGCAACAACUAGUAAUACUAAUGAAACCUUACAACGCAUUCAUGAUCAUAUUAUAGCACCAUUAUAUAGAACAACAUGUUCUUCAACUCAACUUACCAACACCAAAGGUACCAACAACAACAACAACAACAGCUUACAAUUACCAUUUGAAAUCCAUUGUCUUAAACUUCCUCAGAAUCAAGAAAGACCAAUUGUAAAUUCAUUUCUUGAUGCUCAAAAUUUAUAUCAUAUUCAUAAACAUCCAUUUUAUUUUGAUGAUCCUAAACACAAAUAUUGUAUUGAAUUACUUAAACUAUUUCAAGUUUAUUAUGAUGAAAUUACAAGAUUAAGAGAUUUUAUCGCAUUUCAUACAGGUUCUACUCAUUUCAAUGUUUCAACGAAUCAACUUAUUAAAUUAAUUGAAGAUUUUAGACAAACAACUAGAUCUAGAAGAAUUAAUAUAAUGACUAAUAGAUUACUUGAAUUACUUGAUAGUUCAUCUUAUCAUAAACAAUUAAUCAGGGUAUCUAGUUCAAUUGAAGAAACUAAUCAAAUUUUAAGUUUAUUUGAAUAUAAACUUGAUUAUUUCAUUGAUUUAAUAAAAUUAUAUUAUCGUAAAUUUAAUAAGUUUGAAACGAUUUCAACUUUAGGAGAUUUAUCAAAUUGCUUGCGUAGUGAUAUUGAAUGCUUACUGAUUCCAACUAAAUUUAAUCAACAAUAUUUCCAAUCAAUAAUAUUAAAAUAUCGUGUCAAUAAACUUAUUGAGAUAUUAAAUGAACAUUCAGAUACUCCAAUAUCUGUUUUAACUAAAAUCAUUAAUCAUCCCCAUUUAGAUCAUUAUAUUUAUAUAUUAGAUAUCCAAUCAAAUAGUGAUCAUUAUUCAAUUGGUUUCGUUAAUAGUCAUUACUUAAACAUGUUAUUAAAUACUGGACUUAUACCCCAUUCUCAUGAUUAUUACCAAAUAGCCCCUAAAUUAUAUCAAUUAUCUAUCGAUACUACCCAACCAGAAAUAAUCAAUACUGCAGCCAAGAAAGUAUUAGAAGAAUGGACUAGUUUCAUUGCGUCAAAUCGCAAUAUUCAUGAUCUGUUCCAUGAUUGUCCAUUAUCCAAAAUAUACAAUGUUUCAUCGGAUAUUCAUGUCAAUUAUGUAUUUAGUAGUUUUUUAUUAAAUCAUAUCCCAUUGGAGAAAUAUAUUCAUAAUUGUACUGGCAACAACGACUUGCGGGACAGGUUGUUUGAAACGUUUAAAGAAGUAGCUGAUCAUCAUCCCCAUACUAGACAUUAUUUGUUUGCAUAUUUAACUCCAGAACAAUUUGUAAAUAUAUUUAAUUCAUCCCGGUUAAUUAAAUAUUUUAAAUUGAGGAAUAUCCCAUUAUAUAACUUAUUUCCAAAGAAUUCAAAGGUUUUCAAACAUAUUGAUAAACUUGAAUCAAUUAGAAAUGAAUCUGGUAAGAAAUUUGGGGAUAUGAAUUUAUCCGAAUUUAAACAUUUGAUAAUGGGAUUAGAACCUGAAUUAUCGAAUAGUUUAAGUGAAGAAUACGUCAUUGAUAAUUUAUAUAUCUUAGAUGAUCUACUUGAUCGUAAGAAGUAG
Messenger RNA from Hemisphaericaspora subhashii, 1668 nucleotides. RefSeq lists its product as uncharacterized. The coding region runs from base 1 to 1668 and encodes 555 amino acids. The transcript has a single exon. The record is from RefSeq and is a predicted model, not a curated record. NCBI's taxonomy places the organism in Eukaryota, Fungi, Ascomycota, Pichiomycetes, Serinales, Debaryomycetaceae.